AUGGCACAAUCCCUGUUCCAGGUCGCCGCCGCCGAGAUCCAGCACUACGGCGAUCUCCUCCGGCUGAGGAAGCCGAGUGAGGUGGACGGACCAGGGAGGGAUCGCAAGGACUGGGAGCACAAGCUGGUCCUCAUGUUGGUGCUGCUCGUGGCGGCGAUGCCGAUCCUGCUCUGGUGCUCCAGGGGCGAGCCGCUGCUCCUCGUGUGGAGGCUCUCGCUGCUGCUCACCGCCUACUUCUUCCUCUGCGCCAAUGUUCUCUUCGUCACCAAGGCUCUCUUCGCGGUCGUCGUCGACUUCUCCUACGGCGCCCUGCUCGCCUACUUCGCCCACAACGUCUUUGGCCCCCGGAUCGGGAUGGUCCUCGUCCACCUCAACUCGGUCCUCGCCGCCGGCAUGGCCGGCCUCGCCCUCGCCGAGCGCCGCCGGAGCGACGGCACCGAGCGAGCCGCCGACAACGUCCCUGUCUUCAGCGACAAGGAGGAGGAGUACGCGAGCAACUUCGUCAUCUUCUCUGCGUUAAUGAUCAGCCUGGUCUUGACCGUCCCUACCGUGUACAUUGCGUGGGUAUUUUUGUUCCACCUCGCCGACUACACUGUGGACGGGAUCAUCGGCGAUCUCUCCUACGUCAUCAUGUCUUACCUCUUCUUUUGGACUAUCUUCCUCACACAUCAUCUGCUGCGUGGAGCACUCAUCAAUGAGGAUAACCAUUUCUACACCUUCUUGAUCACGGGCUCAGCCGUUGCAGCUUCACCCCUGCUUGUCUCUAUCAUAUUUGAUAGUAAUGUUGCUGCGACGGUGGUUCUCUGGCUUGGAGUCGAGCUGUUGACUGUGUUCUUCGGAUAUUGCCUUGCUGUAUACUCUUUUUAUAAGCACAAGAGGAGCCAACUUAUUGUAUCAACGCCUGACAAGCUUGACGAGCAGAACAAUGUUGAAAGCUUGCAAGAGCUAGCUGAGAGCAAGGAUGCACCAGUUGAUCAGCACACAUCUUCUCCAUCGAGUAUAUCGACAUCACCACCGUUGAUUCACCUGAAGACAGCCUAUCCUUCUAACGGGAGCGCAACAAGAAACUUGCUACUGCCAAUCAGUGUCCACUGAUGUUUAUUUACUAAUCUUAUCCUUUAAGUGCUACUAUAUAUGUCCUUGACGUUAUGUGCUAAUCUUAUCCUUUGUGCACUUGAGUAGCUAAGGCAUUAAUAUUAUGCAGGAGCAGGACAUAUAUGUUGCAUUAUUGUUGAUACCUAUCUAUGCUGACUGCAAUUUGUA
Molecule: messenger RNA, 1263 nt
Organism: Oryza brachyantha (malo sina)
Lineage: Eukaryota; Viridiplantae; Streptophyta; Magnoliopsida; Poales; Poaceae
Exons: 2
Coding region: 1-1095 (364 amino acids)
Source: RefSeq, a predicted model, not a curated record